AUGAAGGACUUGAAGCUUCUUUUUAAAAACAAAAGACUUAAAGCCCAAAAGACUACUGAGGUUGUCCCAAGACCCUCGGGGGAAAGCUCAGUCCACAAAGAACUUGUCAGGGCAGGCAAUGUCUUGUUAUCUGUCGCUUUGUCACACCGACCACCUCCAUCGGAAGACGCACAGAUUGCACCCGAACAAACACAGACGGCGGGACACGAAGAAAGAAUUGCUAAAUCCCUGUGGGACCGAGUGCUACUGGAACUAAAGGGUUCAAAAGACCGAGACGCUAUAUAUCUGAUCGAUGAAAUCGAGAAACAUUUUCCCCAGGAUGGAUCCUCUAAUGCCAGACCGAUAGUCAUGACAGACCUAAUAUCAAGCAUUAAAGAGGUGAUAGAGCAUCAAUUUAAGGAUAAGCAUGGUCAUAAUUCGACAUCCGCCUAUGUUGAAAAGACUAUUUCUAUCCUCAAUCAGUUCAUCUCAGUAGGUGAUAUUGCAGUUAGCUAUGAUCCAGUACAUGCAGCCCUCCCAUGGGCUGCUGUACGAGUGGUCCUUGUGGGUAUUACGGCGAAUCAACAGUUAAAUAUUCGAAUAUUGGGAGGUCUGGCUUCUGUUACCUCACUUCUUCUGCAGUGCAACAUGUAUCAAAGGUUAUACUUAACCUCCAGCUCUGCCACGGAUGGUAUCAAGGACGCUCUAGAGGCUCUCGAGAAAUCCCUUGUUGACUCAUACGUAACUUCUUUGUUUUUCCUCAGCUUCCUAUAUUCUUGCAAAAACAAAUCUAUGGCAAUCAUAGCUCCAUUUUUACUCGACGAGGUGGAGAAGAGAGUCAAGAAUCUCGACGAGAGCGCUUCCCAACUUACUAGACGCGCAGACGACUCACUUGUCAAAUUACCACUUGUAAGGACCACUUCUUCAUUCAAGUUUGAGGCUCUAACAGUACAUAGAAUACUUCUCAAAAGUAUACAAAAGGAGUUCAUCCUAAGUAAGCUUCAGGUUGCUCAAGGAGCAGCUUAUGAUGACUUUUCUCAAGCGUUCAGAGAUGAAUGCCACCCUGGCACACGGCUUGAAAUACUUGACACCAUAUAUAAGUGGGCAGCCGAUCCAUCUAGUCCCUCCAUUUUCUGGUUACAAGGGUUGGCUGGGACUGGCAAAUCAACCAUAGCUCAGACAGUAGCAAAGAAUCUUGACGGGAAAAGUCUGGGCGCAAGUUUUUUCUUCAAGCGAGGUGUGGGCGACCGUGGAACGGCUCGGCGGUUUUUUGCCACAAUUGCGAGCCAAAUGAUCCGCAAGCAACCUAUUUUAACGCAGGUUCUCCAUGAGAUACUUCAGGAAGAACCCGAGAUCGGAAGCAAACUGUUGGAGACUCAGUUUCGGGAGUUGUGGGCUCGUCUUCUCAAGGAGGUUCAUAUCGAGUCUACUCCGGAGUGGACGACGAUUGUGGUCGUUGUCGACGCACUCGAUGAAUGCGAUCCGCCAAAGGAUGCAAAGCUUCUGAUCAAACUAUUAACGGCACACAAUAUGGGCCCUCUUGUUAAAAUCAAGAUUUUUCUUACCAGCAGACCAGAAUAUCAUAUAAACCAACAGUUCAACAUUACAGAUAGUAUCCUGGAAUGGCCUGGAAAAACGACACUCGAUCGGCUAGUACGGAUGGCGAGCCCUCUGUUUAUCUCUGCUGCAACAAUUUCUCGAAUGCUCAGAAACGAUCAGUGGCCAGCGACACCUAAUCAAAAGAUUGACUACAUCCUGGAGUUCAGCACAAGGGGUGAAGGGCAUGUGGAAGACUUGUACCGUUCCAUUUUGGCUCAAAUUAUGGACAAAAUUCCAACUCAUGCCAGAAACAACUUUAUCGCCGAGUUUCAGAAAAUUGUUGGGUCAAUCAUUCUUCUUGCCAGCCCUCUAUCUGUUUCUUCCCUCUCCAAUUUGAUUGGGAUUCACAAGGGUGAAAUAUACAACAAAAUAAACCCUCUUUCUUCUGUGUUGGAUGUCCAAUCUGCGGAUACGCCGAUCAAACUAUUCCAUCUCUCAUACCGAGAUUUUUUAUUAGAUGAGAAUUCAUUUAUUGGCAAGAAUAGCGAGUCCUGUCGAGGCUUACGAAUCAAAGAAGCAACCAUUCAUGCGUUGUUGGCAGAGCGAUGUGUACAAUUGUUAUCGACGGAUUUGCAUAACGAUAUCUGCAAUCUUCAGGACCCAGGCGUGGGUAGAGAAGACGUUCAAAAAGAGACAAUUGAGAAACAUUUACCCCAAGCUAUAGCUUACGCAUGCAUCUAUUGGGUUUUCCAUGUGCAAGCAGGAAAGACAGAGCUCCAUGAUGGAGGACCAGAGCAUAAACUACUUCAAUCCAAGAUGCUAAAUUGGAUCGAAGCGUUGACUUGGCUUGGAAGAAUCAACGAAGGGGUUGAAAUCAUACUUACCUUGAAGACACUUGCCGAUAUGCCCCAGAUUGGUUCUGACUGGCCGGCUUGUGUACAAACCUUAGAACAUGAGGAAUUCGAAUAUCCUUUAACGGGUCUCAUCUUUUUAUCCAACGGGAAAUUGAUAACCAGCGACCAUAGCGGCUGUGUCAAGAUCUGGGACAUGACAACAGUAUCUUGCGUUUAUGAGUUCAAUACCAAGGGGCCAGAGAUAAAUCGACUUCUCGCAUGCCCAGAUGGUAGACUCAUAAUUAUAGGAGAGAGAGAUAUAGAGCUUUGGAACAUCGAAGAUCAACAAUAUCUAAAUACAUUCUCGACUCUUCGAACGUGGCCAUAUGCAAUCAUAUCCUCAUCGCUUAUCGGAGACGCUCUUUCCAUCAUAUCAUCAGAAAGAGAUUACACAGUCUUCAAUGUAUUAUCUGGCGAAUCCACAAGUGUUCAACUCAGUGGAUUUCCUGGUUCUGUGGGUAUAAAAGCAUACAUUUCGCAAGAUGGCAAAUGGGCUGCCUUUUUUGAUUCACACGACAUUGUUGUUUGGGAUCUCCACGCCAAUAUUAUUUGCCGAGAGUUCAAAAGCGAAACGCACAGGAUUGAUAAGGUUAUCUUCGACCAUGAUGGACAGUUCCUAAUCAUUGGGUACGACAAAGGCAUUAUUCAGUUCCUAGAUAUCAAGACGGGGGAAACAGGAGUAACGUUUGACGGACAAGUUGAAGGGAUCACGGCGCUCGCUUUAUCUAACAACCAAGAGAUACUCGCAAUUUCGGGCUAUUCUAAUGAGAUAAUUGCGAUCUGGGAUGUCGAAAAUCAAGCUCUACGACACUUCCUUACCGGCCACACAGAGAAGAUCUUUAACAUGGCUUUCUCUCUAGACGACACAAUGCUAGCAUCCUCCUCAACCGACCAGAUCAAAAUAUGGGACUUACAUACCCCACCUUCUACAACAUCUGGGAUCGGUGAUGCUAGUACUAUUACACACAUGUCUCUGGACUCGAAGGGCCAAACAAUCUAUUUUUCAACAAAAGACACGAUUGGUACAUUAGAUUUGAAACACAUGAGAUACAACCCAUUAGAUAUUGGUAAACCCGACGACCUGGUGUUUCACGUUGAAUUCUCAAGCUUCGCGCCUUUGGCGGCAAUCCUGUUUGACGAAUAUAUAGAGAUAUGGGAUUUGAAUCAGUGUCGUCAGAUACAGACAUUGCGGAAUAUACAAGAUAAUCGGAUAAUUUACACGUCCAGCUCCAGCCAGUCCUGGGGCUUUUUUAGGACCUCUUUUAGGUCUGAGAUACAUAUUAUGGAUUCUAUUGCCGGCAAUUCUAGGAGAAUGUUGAAGGAACUUGACGAGAAAAUUAAUAAAGUCGUCAUAUCUUCGGAUAGCGCGAAAGUGGCAUUCAUCCACCGUUGGAACAUUCGUAUUGAGGAUUUUUCGACGGAUCGUCUAAUACCUGUGUCUAUCAUCAACGCGGAUCUCAAUGGCACAUCUGUCAUGUUUUCAGCCCAGGGGGCGCAGUUAAUUACCAUUGCGUCAAACGGCAAAAUCGAGGUUUAUAAUACGUCGACAGGAGAAAAUAUUCUAGGCUUCUACCCUAUUCCAGACAUAUUUGCCGAGUAUAUGGGAUCCAAAUUUCCUCCAGCCUUUGUCAACACGGAUUUUAUUGUCCACAAGCAUAUGGCUAUUGAGAAAGCCAGACAAUCAAUGUUGAAGAAAUAUUGGACAUCCCCAAAUAAAGACUGGCUGAUGAGAGAUUCGAAGAGACUUAUCUUCGGGUCCGGAAGCCGUAUUAUCACGAUGGUACUUGAUGGAUUGUAG
This is a messenger RNA of Trichoderma breve, 4209 nucleotides long. RefSeq names its product AAA ATPase domain-containing protein. The record is from RefSeq and is a predicted model, not a curated record. The transcript has 8 exons. Gene Ontology annotation, molecular function: protein binding. The coding region runs from base 1 to 4209 and encodes 1402 amino acids. Lineage: Eukaryota; Fungi; Ascomycota; Sordariomycetes; Hypocreales; Hypocreaceae.